GUGAUGGGAACCCCGAGUCCGGCUACCCCCUGGGGCGGAGCCCUCUGGGCCCUCCUCCUGGCCACACUUGGCUGCUCGGCCGGCCAGCCGCUGGGGGGAGAGUCCAUGUGCACGGCCCAGCCCCUGGCCAAGUACAGCAUCACCUUCACGGGCAAGUGGAGCCAGGCAUCCUUCCCCAAGCAGUACCCGAUGUUCCGCCCACCCGCGCAGUGGUCAUCCCUGCUGGGGGCUGCGCACAGCCCCGACUACAGCCUGUGGAGGAAGGGCCAGUACGUGAGCAAUGGGCUGAGGGACUUCGCGGAGCGCAGCGAGGCCUGGGCACUGAUGCAGGAGAUGGAAGCUGCCGGGGAGAAGCUGCAGAGCGUGCACGGCGUGUUCUCGGCCCCAGCCGUGCCCAGCGGCACCGGGCAGACGUCCGCGGAGUUUGAGGCCCACUCCAGGCACUCGCUCGUGUCCUUCGUGGUCCGCAUCGUCCCCAGCCCCGACUGGUUCGUGGGCGUCGACAGCCUGGACCUGUGUGACGCGGGCCGCUGGAGGGAGCAGGUGGCAGUGGACCUCCACCCUUACGAUGCCGGGACCGACAGCGGCUUCACCUUCUCGUCCCCCAAGUUCGCGACCGUCCCGCAGGACACGGUGACCGAGAUCACGGCCUCCUCUCCCAGCCACCCCGCGAACUCUUUCUACUACCCGCGGCUUAAGUCCUUGCCUCCCAUCGCUACGGUGACCCUGGCGCGGCUCCCGCACAGCCCCAGGGCCUUCCCGCCCGCCCCUGGCCUCGGGCGCGGGGGCAACGAGGUCGCCGACAGCCUGCCAGCUCCGGAGACGCCGCUGGACUGCGAGGUGUCGCUGUGGUCGUCCUGGGGGCUGUGCGCAGGCCUGUGCGGGCGGCCCGGGGCCAAGAGCAGGACGCGCUACGUCCGUGCGCAGCCCGCCAACCACGGGGCGCCCUGCCCGGCGCUGGAGGAGGAGGCCCCGUGCGUCCCUGACAACUGCGUCUGACGCCGGGGUCUCAGAGCCCCCUGAGCCCCGCCGCCGGCGACCUCCGCGCAGAGACUGGCCCCCGGCCCGGCGGC
Messenger RNA from Lipotes vexillifer (Yangtze River dolphin), 1073 nucleotides. It is a transcript of the gene SPON2, whose product is annotated as spondin 2. Gene Ontology annotation, cellular component: extracellular matrix. Gene Ontology annotation, biological process: cell adhesion. The transcript is spliced from 5 exons. Lineage: Eukaryota; Metazoa; Chordata; Mammalia; Artiodactyla; Lipotidae. Bases 4 to 999 code for a protein of 331 amino acids. The record is from RefSeq and is a predicted model, not a curated record.